Molecule: messenger RNA, 3647 nt
Organism: Populus nigra (black poplar)
Lineage: Eukaryota; Viridiplantae; Streptophyta; Magnoliopsida; Malpighiales; Salicaceae
Product: phytosulfokine receptor 2
Exons: 2
Coding region: 213-3371 (1052 amino acids)
Biological process (GO): protein phosphorylation
Cellular component (GO): plasma membrane
Molecular function (GO): protein kinase activity; protein binding; ATP binding
Source: RefSeq, a predicted model, not a curated record
AGGCACUUGUGGAAAAGUUGACCACUGUGGGCAACUGGGUUCCAAGAGUGCUUUACUGUACUUGCAAGUGCUGUUUAAUGCCUUGCUCACUCAAACCUUUGGGGUGGUUUCUUAUCUUAGGUUUGGACUGCAGUUUAUGCCAAGAAAAUCAUCAGCUUCAACGUGGGAGUCUUUGCCUUGAUUUGAGCUGGGGCUAAGAUUUGAUUUUAGUAAUGGUGGUGGUGGAGUCUGCUCCAAUGAUUUUCCUCAGAUGUGCGUUCUUCGCUUGCUUUCUUUGUUCAUCUUGGGGUCUCAAAACUAUAGCUCAAUCUUGUGAUCCAAAUGAUUCUCUGGCCCUGAAGGAAUUUGCUGGAAACCUCACAAAUGGGUCCAUCAUAACAUCAUGGUCCAACAAGGCUGACUGCUGUCAAUGGGAUGGGGUUUUAUGUGGGAGCAAUAUCAAUGGCUCAAUUCACAGGAGAGUGACCAUGCUGAUUCUUUCCAGAAAGGGUCUUCAAGGGUUAAUUCCACGCUCUAUCGGCCAUUUAGACCAGCUGAAAUCACUUGAUCUCUCUUGCAAUCAUCUUCAAGGUGGAUUGCCUUUGGAGCUCUCAAGCUUGAAGCAGAUGGAGGUUCUUGAUUUGAGCCACAACUUGCUAUCAGGGCAAGUUUCAGGGGUGCUUUCUGGUUUAAUAUCCAUUCAGUCACUGAAUAUUUCUAGCAAUCUGUUCAGGGAAGACUUGUUUGAGCUUGGAGGAUAUCCAAAUCUUGUUGUAUUCAACAUAAGCAACAAUUCAUUCACUGGUCCAGUCACUUCUCAAAUUUGCAGCUCCUCUAAGGGGAUUCAGAUUCUUGAUUUAUCGAUGAACCAUCUUGUGGGCAAUCUCGCAGGCUUGUACAAUUGCAGCAAAUCCCUCCAGCAACUGCAUUUGGACUCCAACUCACUUUCAGGCUCUCUCCCAGACUUUAUAUACUCAACGUUAGCUUUGGAGCACUUCUCAAUCUCCAACAACAAUUUCUCUGGCCAGUUAAGCAAGGAAGUGAGUAAGCUCUCUAGCCUUAAAACCCUGGUUAUUUAUGGUAACCGGUUUUCAGGCCAUAUUCCAAAUGCAUUUGGCAACCUUACACAUCUAGAACAUUUUGUUGCACAUUCAAAUAUGUUGUCUGGACCAUUGCCUUCAACACUGUCAUUCUGCUCAAAACUUCACAUUCUUGACCUUAGAAACAAUUCUUUAACUGGUCCAGUCGAUCUUAAUUUCACCGGAAUGCCUAGUCUCUGUACGCUUGAUCUUGCCGCUAAUCACUUUUCUGGGCCGCUUCCAAAUUCUUUAUCUGAUUGCCGUGAAUUGGAAAUUUUGAGCCUGGCUAAGAAUGAAUUAACGGGCAAAAUCCCUGUGAGUUUUGCUAAGCUCUCAUCCCUUUCGUUUCUCUCAUUGUCGAACAAUAGUUUUGUGGACUUAUCUGGGGCACUAACCGUGCUACAGCAUUGCCAAAAUCUCUCUACUCUUAUCCUCACAAAGAACUUCGUUGGUGAGGAAAUUCCCAGGAAUGUAAGUGGUUUUCAGAAUUUAAUGGUCUUAGCAUUUGGAAAUUGUGCUCUCAAAGGCCAUAUCCCCGUUUGGCUGUUGAGUUGCAGGAAGUUAGAAGUUCUUGAUUUGUCGUGGAAUCAUUUGGAUGGAAAUAUUCCUUCAUGGAUUGGCCAGAUGGAGAAUUUGUUUUAUCUGGACCUCUCAAAUAACUCCCUCACUGGAGAGAUCCCGAAAAGUUUGACUGACCUAAAGAGCCUCAUCUCGGCAAACAGCAGUUCUCCCCAUCUUACUGCUUCUGCUGGCAUUCCUCUAUAUGUAAAGCGAAACCAGAGUGCUAGUGGUUUGCCAUACAAGCAGGCGUCAAGCUUCCCACCUUCAAUAUUGUUGAGCAACAAUAGAAUAAAUGGGACAAUUCCACCUGAAGUUGGAAGGUUGAAAGACCUCCAUGUCUUAGAUUUGAGCAGGAACAACAUAACUGGCACUAUACCCAACUCCUUUUCACAAAUGGAAAACUUGGAAAUUUUAGAUUUUUCUUCCAACAAUCUGCACGGGUCAAUCCCCCCAUCACUCGAGAAGCUGACAUUCUUGUCAAAGUUUAGUGUGGCUAAUAAUCACUUGAGGGGACAAAUUCCCACUGGAGGGCAGUUCUAUAGCUUUCCUUGCUCAAGCUUUGAGGGUAAUCCAGGACUAUAUGGGGUAAUAAUUUCUCCUUGUAAUGCCAUUAAUAAUACCUUGAAGCCGGGUAUUCCAUCUGGUUCACAGAGGAGGUUUGGUCGAAGCAACAUUCUCAGUAUAACAAUCACUAUAGGAGUUGGGCUUGCGCUGGUCCUUGCUAUUGUUUUGCAUAAGAUGUCAAGGAGGAACGUGGGGGAUCCCAUUGGUGAUUUGGAGGAGGAAGUCAGUCUGCCACACAGGUUAUCUGAAGCUCUCAGGUCCUCCAAGUUGGUGCUUUUUCAGAAUUCAGAUUGCAAAGACCUCACAGUUGCAGAUUUGUUGAAAUCAACAAACAACUUCAACCAAGCAAACAUCAUUGGUUGUGGUGGAUUCGGCCUAGUUUACAAAGCCAACUUUCCCAAUGAUACAAAAGCUGCAAUCAAGAGGCUUUCGGGAGAUUGUGGCCAGAUGGAACGUGAAUUUCAAGCUGAAGUGGAAGCUCUGUCGAGGGCUCAACACAAAAACCUUGUUUCUCUUCAAGGUUAUUGCAGGCAUGGUAAUUACAGGUUAUUGAUUUACUCAUACAUGGAAAAUGGAAGCUUGGAUUAUUGGCUGCAUGAAUCUGUUGAUGGGACCUCAGUACUUAAAUGGGAGGUGAGACUCAAGAUAGCUCAAGGAGCAGCUUGUGGGUUAGCAUAUCUGCACAAAGUUUGCGAACCACAUAUAGUUCACCGAGAUGUGAAAUCAAGCAACAUACUUCUAGAUGGAAAUUUUGAAGCUCAUUUGGCUGAUUUUGGUCUUUCAAGGCUACUUCGACCUUACGACACUCAUGUAACGACAGAUUUGGUUGGCACAUUAGGUUAUAUACCUCCUGAAUAUAGCCAAACAUUGAUGGCAACAUGCAGGGGUGAUGUUUACAGUUUUGGUGUUGUUCUUCUUGAGCUUCUCACUGGCAGAAGGCCUGUGGAAGUUUGCAAAGGAAAAAACUGCAGGGAUUUGGUUUCUUGGGUGUUUCAGAUGAAGUCCGAGAAAAGGGAGGCAGAGAUUAUAGACUCUGCAAUUUGGGACAAAGAUCAUCAGAAACAGCUGUUUGAAAUGCUUGAAAUUGCAUGUAGGUGCUUAGACCCGGAUCCAAGGCAGAGACCCCUUAUCGAAGAAGUUGUUUCGUGGCUUGUAUUGGAUUCUAAGGUGCUCAACAAUGAGCUAUAAUACUGUACUUUGUUACGGGGUCUUAGUUUCAUAAAAUCAGUCCUUAGUACUAUGAAAGAUGAGCUCUGUAUACAAAAUACAUAAGCUCUUUUGGCAAUUAUUCAGAUAGGAAUAUGCAUACUAUAAAAUGCCUUGAUUUUUGUAGUUAUCUUCUUGUUCCACUUGAAGUGGGAGCAUUAUACUACCAUGCGAAGAUCAAAGCCUUGACAUUGAUCUAUACAUUUCGAUGUAAAUGAAUUUAUUGGUUUCUUUUAGAAUUUGAAUAAUUGAUUUUCA